Messenger RNA from Xenopus laevis (African clawed frog), 1007 nucleotides. Its product is annotated as dual specificity protein phosphatase 26. The record is from RefSeq and is a predicted model, not a curated record. The coding region runs from base 138 to 710 and encodes 190 amino acids. Lineage: Eukaryota; Metazoa; Chordata; Amphibia; Anura; Pipidae. The transcript has 4 exons.
GGGUUUCUAAGUGCACCAAAGCCAUACGACAGGUGACAGAUUAUAAUCAGCGACAUACAAAUAAAUACGUUAACUGAACACAGAUACAGUCUGAAUCUUCAUUCCACAAAGAAAUAAUCAUAGGAAGAUUGGGCUUCAUGGCAGCCUCCCGUUUCUCCAGUCAAGAAUCCCUCCUAAGCGGAAAAUACAAAAUAAGCAGUCACAAUGCACUUAGUGUGUUUGAGCUGGAGAAACUUCUGUAUACAGGGAAGAUAGUGAAACAGCAUGCAGACGAAGUGUGGCCAAACCUGUAUUUGGGAGAUCAGGAUAUAGCAGCUAACAAAGGUGAAUUGCUGCGGCUGAACAUAACCCACAUCCUUAAUGCCUGCCAUAGUCGAUUCCGAGGAGGAGAAGACUACUAUAAAGGAAUGGUUAUUUCCUAUAUGGGUAUUGAAGCUCACGAUUCCGAAAUAUUUGACAUGAGUAUUCAUUUCUAUCCUGCAGCAGAUUUUAUCCACAAAGCUCUAAGAGGGAGAGGUAAGAUUCUGGUACACUGCGCCAUGGGAGUUAGCAGAUCUGCAACACUGGUGCUUGCCUACCUUAUGAUACAUCACAAUAUGACCUUGGUUGAGGCUAUCACAACAGUAAAAGAGCGUAGAGGAAUAAUCCCAAACAGAGGUUUUCUGCGUCAAUUAUUGAAUCUUGACAAAUCUUUGCACAAUGUAUAUUAGAUACUUGUAUAACUUACAGUUCUUAUUUAAUUCACUGUGAUUAUACCUGUAUAUCCAUUAAUUGAAGUAGAAUUGUCACUCAAGUUCGUGUUUAUGGUCAUCUGGCUUCCUACUGCUUUUGUGUGAAAACUGAAUAUACACACAUAGAUGAAAAGUUAUAUGUAGCAAGUCCAAACAAAGUCCUCUCUAACUGAAAAACAUGUAAUAAUUGAUACUUGCAGAAACUUUACUAGCAUGUUGGUUUUGGUGUAUUUUAUAACAUUGCAUGGAGUUUUCUAAUAAAUCUUGUCAAAAAUA